Molecule: messenger RNA, 2467 nt
Organism: Polyodon spathula (Mississippi paddlefish)
Lineage: Eukaryota; Metazoa; Chordata; Actinopteri; Acipenseriformes; Polyodontidae
Product: zinc finger protein OZF-like
Exons: 5
Coding region: 287-1933 (548 amino acids)
Source: RefSeq, a predicted model, not a curated record
CCCACGCACAGGACGCCCCAGCUUCUCAAAGGUAAACACUGAGCCGGCCGGGCAGGGGGGGGGGGUUUGUUUAAACCCUAUUUUACACCAGUUUGUAAAGAGUGGACGAUAAAAAAAAAAAAGAGUGAUGCUGUUAAUGAAAGGUUAGUUGUGCGCGGCAGGCUCUUUGUUUGCUGAAGGGACCCGGCAUGGCGGCUUCACCGAGACCCGACUCACUUUAAAAUGUAACUGAGAGAGGCCGCGAAAUCAAAACCAGCAGCUACUAAACAGAAUCCCGUGUGCUGCCAUGGACAGUGUGAAGGUGGAAUCUGUCCAGGUUAAAGAGGACUUCUGUGAAGUAGAGUUUGACCUCAUGGAACCAGGGAAGGAAGAGUCCGAGGACUUCAAACCAAACAUCCCUGAGCUGGAGCCUGUACGCCUGCGGGAGUGUAGCGUGGUGCUGGAGAGGAUCUGCGUGAGAGAGCGAGGCGCUGGAGAGGAAGGCUCUCCCAACAGCACUCCAGGAGGUGGAAAGGAAGACGGGCGCUCCCAAUCAGAAUGCAGGCUAGCAGGUUCCAGUCCAGCAGCUAAAGAGAGGGCGGGCGCUGGAGAAUAUCCUGACUGUAGGAAAGGUUUCACAAGGUUAGGGAAUUUAAAAAUACACCAGCAAACUCAAACAGGAGAUAAACUAUAUCUCUGCUCGGACUGUGGGAAGAGUUUCAGUCAGUCAGGAACCCUGAAAGAACACCAGCGAACUCACACUGGAGAGAAACCGUAUCAUUGCUCUGACUGUGGGAAGAGUUUCAGUCAGUCAGGAACCCUGAAAGCGCACCAGCGAACUCACACAGGAGAGAAACUAUAUCUCUGCUCUGACUGUGGGAAGAGUUUUAGUCAGUCAGGAACCCUGAAAGCACACCAGCGAACUCACACUGGAGAGAAACCGUAUUGCUGCUCUGACUGUGGGAAGAGUUUCAGGCAGUCAAGCAACCUUGUUUCACACCUGCGAAUUCACAGAGGAGAGAAACCGUAUCGCUGCUCUGACUGUGGGAAGAGUUUCAGUCAUCCAAACAACCUUGUUUCACACCAGCUAAUUCACACAGGAGAGAAACCAUAUCGCUGCUCUUACUGUGGGAAGAGUUUCAAUCAUUCGAACAAUCUGAAAAAACACCAGCGGAUUCACACAGGAGAGAAACCGUUUCGCUGCUCUUACUGUGGGAAAAGUUUCUGUGUUAAACGAGGCCUUCAAAGACACCAGCUAAUUCACACAGGAGAGAAACCGUAUCGCUGCUCUGACUGUGGGAAGAGUUUCAGUCAGUCUGGGAACCUGAAAAGACACCAGCAAAUUCACACAGGAGAGAAACCGUAUCGCUGCUCUGACUGUGGGAAGAGUUUCAAUCACUCAGGAUAUCUGAAAAAACACCAGCAGAUUCACACAGGAGAGAAACCAUAUUGCUGCUCUGACUGUGGGAAAAGUUUCAGUCGGUCUGACAGCCUUUUUUCACACCAGAGAAUUCACACAGGUGAGAAACCGUAUCGCUGCUCUGACUGUGGGAAGAGUUUCAGUCUGUCAAAUAACCUGAAAAAACACCAGCGAAUUCACACAGGAGAGAAACUAUAUUGCUGCUCUGACUGUGGGAAGAGGUUCAGUCAGUCUAUCCACCUUGUUUCACACCAGCGAACUCACACAGGAGAAAAACCGUAUCGCUGCUCUGACUGUGGGAAGAGUUUCAAUAACUCAGGGUACCUGACAAAACACCAGCGAAUUCACACAGGAGAGAAACCAUAUUACUGCUCUGACUGUGGGAAGAGUUUUACUCGGUCAGGACACCUUGUUUCACACCAGCGAAUUCACACAGGAGGGAAACCGUAUCGCUGCUGUGACUGUGGGAAGAAUUUUCGUCUUAAGCAAGACCUUCAAAAACACCAGCAAGUUCACAUAGGAGAGAAACCUUAAAGACUGUGUUCAAAGGGACUUUUCACUCAUUGUGACUCCCUGUGUAAUUACUGUUCUGUGUGUCACACUUAACACUAGAACCUCUGAGAUUUCAGGCUACAUACAAAGCCGCACCCACAAAAUGUGCGACUCCAUUUUAAAACGGCUUUGAUAUGAAAAACAAACAAUCUGAUACAACUUAAUAUUUUUAUUUAUGAACAUACAUAACAUUUUCAGAGCAGAAACACCGUUUCACAUUGAAAAUUAAGCUUUUAUCUUUGAAAAAAUGAAAAAAACUCAUACAUAAACAUGAAAAACUAAUAAAAUAAACUUUACACAAUAAACUUCUAUGUAAACAGUUAUAGAAAGCUGUAUGCACAUAUAAAAUUAUAAAACAUAAAUAACUAGAUAUAAAAAAUAUCAUAAAACAAAAAUAUGACAACUUAUGCAUCGUGAAAGUGCUUUAAGUGAUACAGAGUUCAAUGUCUGUCUGUUCAGAGUUCUAUUACAAAUUUCUCAGUACAAUCUAUGCAGAAAACACAUUUUUCAACUGUA